Messenger RNA from Enhydra lutris kenyoni (northern sea otter), 1528 nucleotides. RefSeq names its product killer cell lectin like receptor G1. Lineage: Eukaryota; Metazoa; Chordata; Mammalia; Carnivora; Mustelidae. The transcript is spliced from 8 exons. The coding region runs from base 1 to 702 and encodes 233 amino acids. The record is from RefSeq and is a predicted model, not a curated record.
AUGGCAAGCAUGAGUCUCUUCUGCUGUCACUUCAUAAAAGAGGUACCAGCCAAUGGGGGAGUUCUCAGCAGAUACCAACCCUGCAGGCAGCUUCAUCUUGGACUUCCAGUGUCCAAAACUUUGAGCAAUGAACCUCAAACCCAGAAUGAUUGCAGACCACAGCAAAAAGUUUCUUCUUCCAGGCUCCCUCUCUCACACCAGGUGGCAAUAGGUUUGGGACUUCUGAACAUCAUUUUUGUAUGUCUCCUGCUUGUCCAAUGGAUUCACUGCCAGGGUUCCAGUCGUACCAGUUGUGCCAGUUGUUGCGGUUGUCCAGACCUCUUUAUGAAGAAUGGUAACUACUGUUAUUACUUCUCAAUGGAGAAAAAAGACUGGAAAUCUAGCCUGGAAUUCUGCCUGGCUAAAGAUUCACAUCUCCUUGAAUUCACAGACCGACAGGAAAUGAGCCUGGUUAAACAGUUACUCAAAGAUGAUUUUUACUGGAUUGGUCUGAGGAACGAAGCUGGCUGGAGGUGGGGAGAUGGGUCACCCCUAAACAUCUCAAGCAUUAUUUUAAACAACUUGAUCCAGAAGUGUGGAGCCAUCAAUGGAAACGGUCUCCAAGCCUCUAGCUGUGAAGUUUCUUUACCGUGGAUCUGUAAGAAGAGACCUCAGUCCGUGGAACAGGGACCCCAGCAAAGCAGUUUUCAUUGUCGUUCAUGAUCUUCAGGCAUUUCCAUGAUCUGUGAUAGUGGAAAGAAGAGAGAAUCAAGAUGGACUCGGGCUUCCUGAGUAGUGACUCUUCCAUCCCUCAGAUCUGGGUAGCAUACUGUCUAAGGAGGUCUGAUUAGUAUAGUGGGAACUGAGAUUUAUUACUUAUAUGUAUCCAACAAAUAAUCCUAUGAACUAUGUGAAGUUUGACCAUCAGUGGCCCUUUCCCAAUAAAUGCAUUUUUCUAUAAUAAGUUGCACUGUGAGCAAGACGAUGUUUAUGAAAAAUAGUUAGCCAGAAUUUUAUGGAGGGGUGUAAGAGACAUGCCAAGGGGUUCUGAUUGCAUUUGGAAGGAAAGUGCAUUACUUACCUUUGCUGCAAGGAGCAUCAUACUCAGCAAUUGCAAACUCAUCUGAAUGAAAACAAAACCAUUAGGUGAAGUGAGAGGGAAAGAUUUAUGGAAUACAGGUCAGUUAAAAAAUAUUUUAUUAUGGGGAGAAUUGUAUCAGAAACAUCAGCAUCAUUCAUUUCAUACAUUGCUUGCUGUUUUAUGUUAACUCUUCAAAUACAGUAUAUUUCUUUCCCCUAAACUUCUGAAAGACAGUUCAAAUGUUCUAUGUAUUUAAGUCUCACAUUGUUUUGCAGUUGAUUUAUCUGAAGAAAAGGGAACUAAAUAUCCUAUAGGUGGUCUGUGUUAGUAGUUGAUGUAUUUGUAUGAUAGAUAGUUUCUAUAAUAUGUAUAGAAGACAGAGAAGAGUCAGACUUGAUGGGGACAAAAAGAACAGUAUAAUAAGUUGCCCCCACACAUUUCUCAAAUCUAAAUUUUUUGUGACCAGAA